This is a messenger RNA of Phodopus roborovskii (desert hamster), 1976 nucleotides long. It is a transcript of the gene Accs, whose product is annotated as 1-aminocyclopropane-1-carboxylate synthase homolog (inactive). The transcript has 15 exons. The record is from RefSeq and is a predicted model, not a curated record. Lineage: Eukaryota; Metazoa; Chordata; Mammalia; Rodentia; Cricetidae. Bases 16 to 1650 code for a protein of 544 amino acids. Gene Ontology annotation, biological process: biosynthetic process; amino acid metabolic process. Gene Ontology annotation, molecular function: pyridoxal phosphate binding; transaminase activity.
AACACUCAUGGGAAGAUGGUGAAGUUGAAGCAGGUCCUGAUGGACCAUUUCUUGCAACUGACUAGUCAGGAGGUUCAGGGCCUCUCACCAGAAGACCAGCAAUGCACACAAGCCUCCCAGAACUUGGAAAAGAGAAUGGGCCACAUACUGUCCUGGAUGGUCAACCUCUUAUGGUCUGAGGCUGUAAAGAAACUACAGUUCAAAGGACCUCUCCCUCACUGGCACUCUACAUGUGACACCAAAGCUGGGCAACAGACCUUGUCAUCUUGGCAGCCAGACCAACCCGGUCCCUGGCUGGGUAGUUUUGAAGCUGCCUUUGCCGGCCAUGUCCUGUCCAAACAUGGUACUGCCAUCAAUGAAUUUUGCCAUGACAACUUCGAGAGCUAUGAGGCCUAUCAGAGAAAAAAAUACCACAAGGACAAGAACCCCAGUGGCAUCAUUAACUUGGGCACCAGUGAGAACAAACUCUGCUUUGACCUUCUGUCUAGGCGGCUGACACAGAGUGACAUGCUUCACGUGGAGCCAUCCCUGCUGCAGUACCCUGACUGGAGGGGACAUUUGUUCCUCCGGGAAGAAGUGGCACGUUUCUUGUCUCUCUACUGUAAGAGCCCAGCACCCCUCAAACCAGAGAACGUGGUUGUUCUGAAUGGCUGUGCCUCUCUCUUUUCGGCCCUGGCCACAGUGCUGUGUGAGGCAGGAGAGGCUCUCCUGAUCCCCACCCCUUACUAUGGAGCCAUUACCCAGCAUGUCUAUCUCUAUGGCAAUGUCCGACUGGCCUAUGUCUACCUGGACAGCAAGGUAACUGGACUGAACACACGUCCCUUCCAGCUCACAGUGGAGAAACUGGAGAUGGCCCUGCAAGGAGUUAAUUCUGAGGGCGUCAAGGUUAAAGGCCUCAUCCUCAUCAACCCCCAGAAUCCUCUGGGUGAUAUCUACUCCCCUGAAGAGCUACAGGAGUUCCUGGGAUUUGCCACGAGGCACCAGCUGCAUGUGAUCAUGGAUGAGGUUUACAUGCUCUCCGUGUUUGAAGAGUCUCUUGGGUACCACAGUGUCCUGAGCCUGGAAAGGCUACCGGACCCCCAGAGGACACAUGUGAUGUGGGCCACCAGCAAGGACUUCGGGAUGUCUGGGCUCCGCUUUGGCAUACUGUACACAGAAAACCAGCAUGUGGCUACUGCCGUGGCCUCCCUCUGUCGCUAUCAUGGCCUCAGUGGCCUGGUCCAAUACCAGAUGGCACAGCUGCUCCGGGACCAUGACUGGAUCACCCAGGUGUACUUGCCAGAAAACCACACCCGGCUCAAGGCUGCUCAUACCUAUGUCUCAGAGGAGCUCAAAGCCUUGGGGAUCCCCUUCGUGAGCCGUGGGGCAGGCUUCUUCAUCUGGGUUGACUUGAGAAAGUACCUUCGUCAAGGCACAUUUGAAGAGGAGGUGUUGCUCUGGCGCCGAUUUUUGGAUAACAAGGUGCUGCUGUCAUUUGGUAAGGCCUUUGAGUGCAAAGAACCUGGCUGGUUCCGGAUCGUCUUCUCAGACAAGGAGAACCGGCUCUGUCUGGGGAUGCAAAGGGUGCGGCAGGUGCUUGAAGGUCAAUCUCAAGUAGUGGAAGAUGCCUCUCCUUGUCAUACUCAGGAUCCAAGUACCCAGCCCAUAUGAACAAGCCUCUGCCUCACAAGCAGCCACUGUCCCUAUGACCUGGACAUGUGGGGCCACAGAAGACUGAAUGUGCAUGUGCCAUUUGUCGGUAGGAUUUUGUCACUUGGCUUUGGCCUUGAAGGACUGUUUCCUGCCCUCCCUGCUGGCAGUGGGAAGGUGUUUAAACUGAUGUUUUUCUGGGCUGUUGCUGUCCUCUGUUCAGUGGGAUUGGGACCAGCAGAUGCCUGUGUUGUGAAUAGUGUACAGGAUGGGAAGUCAUGACUGCUCCUAAUCACAACUCCUCCCUAGGACACAAGAGUAAACAAGCAACUGUUCAUUCUUUGUAA